Tupaia belangeri chinensis (Chinese tree shrew) is the source of this 939-nucleotide messenger RNA. RefSeq names its product olfactory receptor 51G2. The transcript has a single exon. Gene Ontology annotation, biological process: G protein-coupled receptor signaling pathway. Gene Ontology annotation, cellular component: plasma membrane. Bases 1 to 939 code for a protein of 312 amino acids. NCBI's taxonomy places the organism in Eukaryota, Metazoa, Chordata, Mammalia, Scandentia, Tupaiidae. The record is from RefSeq and is a predicted model, not a curated record. Gene Ontology annotation, molecular function: olfactory receptor activity; G protein-coupled receptor activity.
AUGUCUGUCUUCAAUAGCUCUGCUUUAUAUCCUCGCUUCCUCCUGACCGGUUUCUCAGGCCUUGAGAGCAGAUAUGGCUUGAUUUCUCUCCCAAUCUUCUUGGUUUAUGCCAUUUCAAUUUCAGGGAACAUCACCAUCCUCUUUAUCAUCAGAACUGAGUCUUCCCUCCAUCAACCAAUGUACUAUUUUCUGUCGAUGCUGGCACUCACUGACCUGGGCCUUUCCACCACUACCUUGCCUACCAUGUUCAGUGUCUUCUGGUUCCACUCCCGGGAGAUUCCCUUCAAUGCCUGCCUGGUCCAGAUGUACUUCAUUCAUGUUUUCUCAAUCAUUGAGUCAGCUGUGCUGUUGGCCAUGGCCUUUGACCGCUUUGUAGCAAUCCGGGAACCUUUGCGCUAUGCAUCUAUUCUAACCAAUGGUGUAAUCAUUGGGAUGGGUUUGGCCAUUGCUGGAAGGGCCUUGGCUCUGGUCUUUCCAGCUUCAUUUCUCCUAAAGAGGCUUCAAUAUCGUGCUAUCAAUAUUCUCUCUUAUCCUUUCUGCCUACAUCAGGACCUCAUAAAGACAACUGUAUCCAGUCGUCGGGUGAGCAGCAUCUAUGGCCUCAUGGUGGUCAUCUUCUCCAUGGGGCUUGAUUCAGUACUUCUCCUCCUCUCCUAUCUCCUCAUCCUGGGCACAGUGUUGAGUAUAGCCUCCAAAGCGGAGAGAGUGAAAGCCCUCAAUACUUGUAUCUCCCACAUCUGUGCUGUACUCACCUUCUAUACACCGAUGAUUGGGCUAUCUAUGAUUCGUCGCUAUGGGCAGAAUGCUUCCCCAAUUGUCCAUGUGAUCAUGGCCAAUGUCUACUUACUGGUUCCACCUCUCAUGAACCCUAUAGUCUAUAGUGUCAAGACCAAGCAGAUUCGUGUUAGAAUCCUCAAGAAAUUCAAGAAACAUAUUUAG